AUGAAGUGGCUAAUCCUUGCAUUAGUAUGCCUUCACCUCAGUCAGGCUAUGAUCAAAGUAUCCUUAAAACGAUUCAAGUCUAUGCGGGAAGAAAUGAUGGAAAAAGGGGUCAGUGGACCACUCCUACACAAGUAUUAUGAUCCAGCCAGCAAAUACAUCAACCAGUUUGCCGUUGCUGAUGAGCCUCUUGCUAACUACAUGGAUAUGUCCUAUUAUGGAGAGAUCAGUAUUGGAACUCCACCCCAGAACUUCAUGGUUCUCUUUGACACUGGGUCAUCCAAUCUCUGGGUGCCAUCCAUCUAUUGCCAGAGUCAGUCUUGCAGCAACCAUGCAUUAUUUAAUCCCAGUCAGUCUUCUACUUAUUCCAGCAAUGGACAAACUUUUAGUAUACAGUAUGGAAGUGGUAGUCUCAGUGGGGUCUUUGGCUAUGAUACUGUAACGGUAAGUAGCAGUUCUCUCCAAGUGGAAA
This is a messenger RNA of Protobothrops mucrosquamatus (brown spotted pit viper), 469 nucleotides long. Its product is annotated as gastricsin-like. The annotation marks the transcript as partial. NCBI's taxonomy places the organism in Eukaryota, Metazoa, Chordata, Lepidosauria, Squamata, Viperidae. Gene Ontology annotation, biological process: proteolysis. The record is from RefSeq and is a predicted model, not a curated record. The transcript has 4 exons. Gene Ontology annotation, molecular function: aspartic-type endopeptidase activity.